This is a messenger RNA of Andrographis paniculata, 1486 nucleotides long. RefSeq names its product F-box/kelch-repeat protein At5g26960-like. The record is from RefSeq and is a predicted model, not a curated record. The coding region runs from base 40 to 1284 and encodes 414 amino acids. The transcript has a single exon. NCBI's taxonomy places the organism in Eukaryota, Viridiplantae, Streptophyta, Magnoliopsida, Lamiales, Acanthaceae. Gene Ontology annotation, molecular function: protein binding.
GUGGAUGGGAUGAGCAGAUCUCAUCAUUGAUUUUGGGAAAUGUCGCCGCGGCAUUUCUCAUGGAUGCUAAAAUCUUGUUUCCCCAAGCGUCAACAGCCCCACCAGCCGGGCCCUAUUUCCUCCGCCGCCGCCGUCGCCACCGCCGCCGCCCCCGCCCCCGCCACUGCCAUUUCUUCCCUUCCCGACGACCUCGUUCUUGAAAUCCUUGUGAGAGUGCCUUUCUCCACAUUGGCUCGUCUCCCCUCCGUUUGCCGCCGUUGGGCUUAUCUUCUCAAUUCGUCGGCGUUCCUAACACUCCGCCGCCGGAAUGAGGUCCUAAUUCAAGCUCUGUUCUCCAUUUCGGUUACCGAUUCGGCGAUAUACGCCGCCGUGCUCCGGCUGGACCUCGAAUGUGACUGGAAUGUAUCGUCGUUCGUGCCUUGGAAGGAUAAUUCCCGCCGUCCGGUACCGGCAUUGUUGAUGUUCUCGCAUUUCAGACUGGUUUCCGUCGGCCGGAAAGUGUACAUCGUCGCUGCGGAGGGGAUACUGCGCUGCGACACCUGGACAGGGACGCUGGCCUCCAAGGCUGCCAUGGCGAUUCCGAGGAAGAAAUUCGCCGCCGCUGCGGUGGCGGGGAAGAUACUCGUCGCCGGUGGUUCCGACCACUCGUCGGCGGUGGAGGAGUACGAUCCGGUAACCAAUUCGUGGCGCGUCGUCUCCGAAUCUCCGAGGAGAAGGUACGGAUGCAUCGGAGCUUCGGCGGACGGGGUUUUUUACGUCGUCGGCGGACUGAAGAUCGGACAGCCGUCGGGAAACGACGUCCGGCCGGCGGCGGAGGCGGCCCACGUGUACGCGAGUUCGAUGGAUCUAUACGACGUCGCGGCCGGGGUGUGGCUGAGGAGCCGGACGGUUCCCGGCGGCGGCUGCGUGAUGGCUGCGUGCGCCGCCGAUGGCGACGUGUACGUUCUCUCGAGCCACGCGGUGGAGCUGUCGUUCUGGAGAUUCACCGGCUCGCGGCGGAACCCUAGAUUUGGGGAGUGGCGGCGGAUUAAGAAUCCGCCGCUGCCGCGGCAGGUGAGUCUGGACGGCAGGGUGCGAUUCAGCUGCGUAGGGGUGGGGAAGGCGGUGCUGAUGGUCCAGCUGGGCAGUUGCAUCGACGAUUUGCUGCGGCGGAGCGGGCGGUCGGCGAGGGGGUUCAGGGACGGACUGGUGUUGCUCUACGACUGCGCCGCCGACAAGUGGACCCGAGUCCCGGAUUUGCCGGAGCUCAUGCGACGCGCCGCCUGCGUGUGCGUCGAGUGCUAACUUGCACCGGUGGGCCCGCCACGGGUCACGCAACGGAUUUUGACUACUGUCUUUUUUUUGUUAGAGUCUCGAGGGAGGCUGGCUGACAAGUGCCAGUAAUUGGAGCCCUACUAGUAGUAUAGUAUAGGGGCAAUAUUGGAAUUUGGAGCUUCGUCUAAUCAGCGACACAUAAAACGCGAUUUUAUUUAUUGUCAUGAGUAAA